Molecule: messenger RNA, 3603 nt
Organism: Daphnia magna
Lineage: Eukaryota; Metazoa; Arthropoda; Branchiopoda; Diplostraca; Daphniidae
Product: probable E3 ubiquitin-protein ligase HERC4
Molecular function (GO): ubiquitin-protein transferase activity
Source: RefSeq, a predicted model, not a curated record
CCGUGGACUGUUUGAAGUUUUGAGCUCUCUAAGUAUUAAUUCUUAAGAUGUGGCAGCUAUCGAUCUAGCGUAAAUAUCGAUUUAACUUCGAGGGUAGUUGAGUUUCGCGACAUUUCAAGCAAAACAAUUAUGUAUCUGGUUGCAUGAUUGUAAUAAAUGUGGAGCACUUGAUUUCUGCUUUUAAAUACCAAUAGAAGUGGGGGGGGCGAGUGUUUUUCAGUAAUUAGGGGUGUACUACCUGGGUUUCAGCUGCACAGCUAAAAAGUAAUGCUGUAAAAAAGCUUCGUAUCGUAACGAAUCCUGCUGCUUAAACCGCAAAGAAUUUGUUUAUAGUCAUGUAUUGUUGGGGAAGUAUGAAGCAUGGCGAACUCGGGUUGGGGGGUUUGGAAGAAGAAAUAAUAACUCAACCAAGAAUUUCACCUUUUGCUCUAGCUGAUAAAAUUGUUCAAGUUGGCUGUGGAGAUAAUCAUACAGUCUUAGUUAUGGAAGAUGGCAAGCUUUAUUCAUUUGGGUCAAAUGAUUUUGGUCAGUUAGGCCACGGAAGGUCCAGAACACGAGCAGAACUUGUGGAUGGCCUAGAAGCUCAUAACAUCACCCAAGUUGCAUGUGGAGCACAACAUACACUUGCUCAAAAUGAAUGGGGCGAGAUGUUUGCUUGGGGUUCCAAUUCAAGUGGGCAGUUGGGGUUGAAUGUUGAGGAAUCCAUAAUGCCAACUCCUAAAAUGGUAAAAUCUUUGGCUACCAAACAAGUUGUUCAAAUAGCUUGUGGACGUAGCCAUUCAAUGGCCUUGACAAAUGUGGGUGAAAUAUACUGCUGGGGCUCCAACAGCCAUGGGCAGCUAGGAUUAGGAUCUUCUGGAACACCAGAGUUGAAACCUUGUUUGGUUAAGUUUCUGCACGGAAUCCCCAUCAGUCAUAUAGCAUGUGGCGCUGACUUCAGUUUUGCGGUAUCUCCUUCUGGAGCUGUCUUUGGUUGGGGGAAGAAUUCGUUUGGGCAAUUGGGACUUGGUGAUUCAGUCGAUCGGCCUCAGCCGACCCAAUUGAAGAGCUUGCGAUUCCAACGGGUAACUUACAUUAGAUGUGGGAUGGAUCACACUGCCGCGCUAACCCGCGACGGAGGGGUAUUCACUUUCGGAGCGGGGAUGUAUGGCCAAUUGGGCCACUGCACGUCUGCCAAUGAAAUGUUGCCAAGAAAAGUGUUGGAAUUAAUGGGUACUACCGUUACUCAAAUAGCUUGCGGAAGAUGUCAUACUCUAGCGUUUGUCCCUUCAAAAGGGCGGAUAUAUGCCUUUGGAUUGUGUGGAUCUGGCCAGUUGGGGACAAAAUCAACCGCCAACGUAAAUGCACCACAACUUGUACUCGGACAAUGGGAAACUACUGUCAGCGUGGCUGGAGCGAACAAUGCCGGAGCACUAGCUGAUGAAUCAUCAUCUGUAAAUUCUGAAGGCAACCACCUGGUUGUACGGAAUAUUUUUUGUGGCGGAGAUCAGAGUUUUGCUCUUGUUAGCCCCUAUACGGAAAACUUUGAAUCAGCUGAUUAUCGGGAACAUCCUGCUGCCAUGCAAAUUUUAAGUAUUUUUCCAGAGGAAAUAAAAAAAGUGCGAGCACUUCUUCCGGACGUUGCUGUCGACUUAGACCUUCUUAGGUAUGUGGAAACCGUCUUCUCACAUCUUGCCUGUUAUAAUGCGUCAUUUUUACGUGCCGAUGGCUCGCAUUAUGGUUGCAGUUCAAAAAAUCACGGAUUGGAUCUUCACUUGGCUGCGGAAACAUUUGGACAGAUUAGCCGAAUUGAACAUCCAACAAUUUACGUUCUGCUACGACGAUGUAUCUGUAACGAACUGUUCCCGAGUCUUAAUCAAUCCAUCCCAGAUAUAGAGAUUCUACGUGUUUACCUCAUUCUUCCGCUGUACCAUGAGUUCCAGCAGCCUAAAUAUUUUGAGGAGCUACAUUUUCCCUUUACGUCUGUUCUACUGAAUUUAAAACAUGAUGCGGCAAAGGUUUAUGAUAUGUGGUUGGCGUCGACAAACACCGACUACUUCACUCGGCUUAUUAACAUUUUCAAGCAAGUUGUCGUUCACAUCGUAAACUUGCCAUCCAGUUUUGAUCCAACCGAGACGACAAGGCUGGGCAUCAGACUCAAGACGUGCCUCGAUAUGUUGAAGAAAUUAAAUAACGUAAAUCGUCAAGCAGUCGUGAAAAAAGUCGGGCAUGAGCAGUUUUACAUCCCGGAACUAACAGACAAAGUAGACGUGAAGCGAGAUUACUUUAAAUGGCUAGUUGACGCUGCUAACAAGGAAUUCCGGCUGUGCAACUACUCGUUUGUCUUCGAUGCCAAAGCCAAAACUCUACUAUUGGAAGCCGACCAGAACAUACAAAUGCACUCGGCAAUGCAAGAAGCGGCUACGAGAGGUAUUUUCUUUGGUUUUCCUGCGGUUCAACAGUAUCUGAUACUCGAAGUCCGGCGUGAUAAUUUGGUCAAUGAUACCAUUAGUGAACUGUCAAAAUGCGCUAGUGCAGACCUGAAGAAGCCGUUGAAGGUAAAGUUUCACGGCGAGGAAGCUGAAGAUGCCGGUGGAGUACGGAAAGAAUUUUUCAUGUUGUUGUUGAAAGAGAUACUCGAUCCCAAAUAUGGUAUGUUUACUCACUACCAAGAAAGCAGGGCAAUAUGGUUCUCAGAGUUGUCCCUAGAAGAGCAGGGCAUGUAUUUUUUAAUUGGGUUGCUGUGUGGUUUAGCCAUCUACAAUUUCACCAUCAUCAACUUACCCUUCCCCCUAGUCCUGUAUAAGAAGUUGCUGGCCGAGCCUGUUCAUUUAGACGACAUAGAUGGGUUGUGUCCAACAUUAAUGCGGAGUUUACAUUCUUUGCUGGAUUACGAGGGAGAUGAUAUAGAUGAAGUUUUUUGCCUUAGUUUUGUGAUGUCACGAGAGGUUUUUGGUUCGGUCCAGACCGAUGAAUUAAAACCCGGUGGUGCCAACAUUCCUGUGACGCAAAAAAACAAGCAGGAAUAUGUCGAUUUGUACGUGGAUUUCAUCUUGAACAAAUCAAUUGCCAAGCAUUUCGACGCCUUUAAUCAGGGCUUUCAUAAAGUCUGUGGUGGGAGAGUCCUUCGGUUGUUCCAGUCGCACGAGCUCAUGGAUUUAGUUGUCGGCAAUGAAAAUUACGAUUGGUAUGCGCUGCAAGAGAACGCCGAGUAUAAAAACGGCUUCAGUUCCGACCACCCGACUAUUCGUCUAUUUUGGGAAGUCUUCCACGAGUUGUCUCUUGAACAGAAAAAAAAUUUCCUCCUCUUUCUUACCGGUUCAGAUCGUAUACCCAUCUUGGGGAUGAAAGCUUUGAAAGUAAUUAUCCAAAGGACAGCGGGUGGCGAUUCGUACUUGCCUGUCGCUCAUACGUGUUUCAAUCUAUUGGAUCUUCCGUUGUACAACACGAAGGAAAAGCUUCGCUACAAGUUGCUUCAAGCCAUUCAACAGAAUCAAGGUUUUGCCCUAGCCUAAUUCACUUUAUGUAACCUUUCCAGGAAACGCUAAAUUUUUCGCCUGUUUUUAAAAAGAUUCCCCUCUAAAUUUAUUUGUUUGUUGAAGCGUGAUCACCCCUCCUUUUUUU